Messenger RNA from Micropterus salmoides (largemouth bass), 10231 nucleotides. RefSeq lists its product as uncharacterized. The record is from RefSeq and is a predicted model, not a curated record. Gene Ontology annotation, molecular function: ATP hydrolysis activity; protein binding. Gene Ontology annotation, biological process: regulation of apoptotic process. The transcript is spliced from 23 exons. Bases 242 to 8929 code for a protein of 2895 amino acids. Lineage: Eukaryota; Metazoa; Chordata; Actinopteri; Centrarchiformes; Centrarchidae.
ACGAGAAACGAAUAGACUGAAGUUUCAGAGACUCUCUUCAUUCUUUGUUCCAGAAGGAAUUAUGAUAAAAUGAAUCACCGAAAAAACAAAAACGGGCCGUUUUAGUUGGUUUUUCGUUUUUUGAUUCUGACACAAAAAACGGUUAUUUGGUUUUUCGUUUUGAAACAAAAAACGAAUAAACGGUAUUUUCGUUUUUGUAUUACAAACGAAUUACGGAUUAUCCACAGAUACUCUGACCCACAUGGCAUGUACAACACAGUCGGCCUUAGACUACGUCAGAAGUGCCAGAGUCCACCUUGUGAGAGAUUUAAAUAAUCUGUCAGUGGUUGUGGAGAACUUGUACCAGAAAGAAGUUUUUAGUGAUGAAGAGGUCAGUAAAAUACAGGCAGAGAGAGAUGACUACGAUAAAACCAGGAGAAUACUGGACUCAGUCACUAAGAAGGGGGAAGCAGCGUGCCAAGUGUUCCUCAGGAUUAUUUACGUGACGAGGAAGAGGACCUUAGGGAGGACAUCCCUUCUCCCUGAGACAAAGAGUUCAGCUUCUACUGAGACCAAGAAGUUUGACCUGCACCACUGGAUCAGCUGCUUUUCUUUCAAGGACGACACACAGAUGGAUAUAAACUACUUACAAGGCUCCAGGCCGUGCCUCAGAUAUCAGGCGAAGUUAAAGUCAAAAGCACAAAAAAUAUCAAAUUUGUUUUGGAAAGCAAACAAAAAUCAGUUUGAAGGAAACAACAAGCCUGAUCUGUCGUACACUGACCUUGUGUUAGACACACAAGAAAGUGUUUCUCCAUCUAAAAUAAAGAAGCUGAAGAGCAAGAAGAGCAAGAUGAGUCGCCCUAAAAAGCUGAGGACAUACAUCCCUGAGGACAGACCAGACAUUUCCCCCAGUGAGCUGCUGAAGACCGAUAAAAACAUCCUCUUGGUUGGUAAGCCUGGAAUUGGAAAGACAGCACUCACUCACGAAAUGUUGAAACUUUGGGCAGAAAGAGACAACAAGGAGCUCGACUACAUGUUCUACUUUGACAUGAGAGAAACAUCCCACAUCAUGAUGGCCAAGAGCCUGGAGGAUCUUCUUUUCAGUGUGUUCAGUGAGCCAGAUGAAGGCAAAGAAGAGGUCUUACAGGACAUAAAGAAGAACUCUGACAACGUUACACUAAUUUUUGAUGGAAUCACAGAUCUCUCUUCAUCAGUGGUGAAGAGGGUUGUAGAGAAGGAUCUACUACCUGAUGCCAAGGUCAUUGUAACUUGCAGACCAGAUGAUGAAGAAGACUUCCUUUCUGGGGACUUCCUCAGAGUGGAAGUGAAAGGCUUUAGUGAGCAGACCAUAAAAAAAUAUUUAUCUGCAACUCUAGGAGAAGAACAGGAGAAGGUUUUGAGCAACCUGGAGUUGUUAACUCUUUGCCAUGUCCCAAUGUAUGCACUGAUGGUGGCUGUCUGCUUUUCAUCAGAGACACCAGAAGGCUCUCCACAGCCAUGCACUGUAACUGAAAUCUACAUCAAUAUUGUUCGUCGUUGCCUUCAAACAAUCAGCAAGAAAACAAAAACCAAAGAUCUAAAUUCCUUCAUCAACAACAAGAGUGAAGAAAUUCUGUCUCUGGCUGAAUUUGCUUUUAAAGCAACUGUAGAAAAAACUGUGAACUUGACAGAACUGCCCUGUGAAGACAGCUGCGUCCUCUCCUUCCUGAAACCUCUUGUUAUCAAAGUGGCCCCCACUGAGACAAUCACCACUCAUGCAUUUCUCCAUUACACAAUGCAGGAGUUUUUUGCAGCACUGUGGCUGCUGAAGAAUCCAGAUAAGAUCAGGGAUGUUUUUCAACAGUGCCUCACUGAGGAGAAGAAACACAUGAAACAUCUGAUCCCUUUCAUGUGUCGACUGCUGACUGACAAGAGACCUAGUUUGAUGAAGCAUCUGAUUCCAGCUCAGGAGCUCAAGAACACGUCUGACCGGUUCUUCGAGGAACUGAUAACCACAUUUUUAGAGGCUGAUACAGAGGACAAUGGGCUUGAUGUGGACAUACUGUUCUUAUGUCAGUGCUUGUAUGAGUCCCAGUGUCCUGAAGCAUGCAUCAGCUUUCUGGAGAAACUGGACUACCAUCUUGAUCUCAGUGGAGAGAGUCUCGAGCCUUACCUUUGCUCUGCUGUGGCCUACGUGGUCACUCAAUCGAAGGAGAGGAAAAUAAGUCUGAACCUGGAGGACAUCAUGGUGUCAGAGCAAGGAAUGAGACGACUGUUAGGAUGCCUUCAAAAUGUCCAGUGGUGUGGUCCUCUGCCACGGCAGCUGUGGGAGAUUUUCCUUCUCAAUGUGGACAGAUGGCAGAUGAACCACAUCAGCUUACUCAGCCUGGAUGGAAAUCAGUUGCACCUUCCAGUUGAGGGUAAAAGACAGCUGUUUGAAAGAGCAGUAAAAGUCAUGCAGAAGAUCACUACGCAGGUUAAUAUCUGCCUCCACUGGGACAGGGAAACUCCUGCCUGCCAAAGUCUGUGCGAGACCCUAUUAGAGGCUUUGCCAUAUAUCCGCUCACUCAGCUUCAGGAGGACCUACAGAGGUCCAGCAUCACAGGACCAGCAGCAAAGUCAGGGGACACUGGAAAGGGAAGAAAAUGAGCUGUUACUGGAUUUAUUCCUGAGAGCAGCACUUCACAAAGGAGAGAGCUUUCACAGAGUAGCGAACAAACUUCUCUCAUUGUUUUGUGUGAAUACUGACUUACAUAACAUCCUCCUUGAUUUUUACCAGCAUUUCAAGAGUAAAGGGUGUUCAGGUGUCAUUCCAAAACUGAGAGCACUUUUCCAGUCAGCUCCUGCAGUCUGGUCCAUAAACCUCUCAGAGAGAAAGACCUCCAUCCUCCUGGAAGUGCUGAAACUCCAACCAGAGAAGAAACCAGUGGAGCUGACAGGCUGCUCAGAUGAAGAGAGUGAAGUGAGGAGUUUCCUACAGUGUCUGCCUUAUAUCUCACAGCUCAGUGUCUCUCAGCAGUUUAGAGGCUCAGGUGAAGUCAAGUUCUUUGGGAAUCUGUUCUGUGCAGCAGCAGAGAGAGAACAGCAGACAGGAGAGAAGAUACUGGAGCUGUUAUCACCAGUGUGCAGAUAUCAAUCAUUCCCUCUUAAAGAGAAAUGGUUUGAUUUCCUGCUGGACCUGCACUCUGAUGAUCCUGAAACAGGCCUGAGGGUCCUUCCAUCAUUACAGUCAGUUUUCCAGUCAGCUCCUGCAGUCUGGUCCAUAGACCUCUCAGAGGGAAAGACCUCCAUCCUCCUGGAAGUGCUGAAACUCCAACCAGAGAAGAAACCAGUGGAGCUGACAGGCUGGUCAGAUGAAGAGAAUGAAGUGAGGAGUUUACUACAGUGUCUGCCUUAUAUCUCACAGCUCAGUGUCUCUUUGCGGUUUAGAGGCUCAGGUGAAGUCGAGUUCUUUGGGAAUCUGUUCUGUGCAGCAGCAGAGAGAGAACAGCAGACAGGAGAGAAGAUAUUGGAGCUGUUAUCAUCAGUGUGCAGAUAUCAAACAUUCCCUCUUAAUGACAGAAACUUGGAUGAUGGUAAACACAAAUGUCAGUCUGGUUUCCUUCUGGAUCUGUGCUCCCGCCUGAAGGACUAUGAGACUAAAACAGGCUUGAGGGUCCUUCCAUCAUUACAGUCAGUUUUCCAGUCAGCUCCUGCAGUCUGGUCCAUAAACCUCUCAGAGAGAAAGACCUCCAUCCUCCUGGAAGUGCUGAAACUCCAACCAGAGAAGAAACCAGUGGAGCUGACAGGCUGCUUAGAUGAAGAGAGUGAAGUGAGGAGUUUCCUACAGUGUCUGCCUUAUAUCUCACAGCUCAGAUUCUCUCAGCGGUUUAGAGGCUCAGGUGAAGUCGAGUUCUUUGGGAAUCUGUUCUGUGCAGCAGCAGAGAGAGAACAGCAGACAGGAGAGAAGAUACUGGAGCUGUUAACAUCAGUGUGCAGAUAUCAAUCAUUCCCUCUUAAAGAGAAAUGGUGUGAUUUCCUGCUGGAUCUGUACUUGUAUGAUCCUGAAACAGGCUUGAGGGUCCUUCCAUCAUUCCAGUCAGUUUUCCAGUCAGCUCCUGCAGUCUGGUUCAUAAACCUCUCAGAGGGAAAGACCUCCAUCCUCCUGGAAGUGCUGAAACUCCAACCAGAGAAGAAACCAGUGGUGCUGACAGGCUGCUCAGAUGAAGAGAGUGAAGUGAGGAGUUUCCUACAGUGUCUGCCUUAUAUCUCACAGCUCAGUUUCUCUCAGCGCUUUAGAGGCUCAGGUGAAGUCAAGUUCUUUGGGAAUCUGUUCUGUGCAGCAGCAGAGAGAGAACAGCAGACAGGAGAGAAGAUACUGGAGCUGUUAUCAUCAGUGUGCAGAUAUCAAUCGCUGCCUCUUGAAGAGAAAUGGUGUGAUUUCCUGCUGGACCUGUACUCUUAUGAUCCUGAAACAGGCUUGAGGGUCCUUCCAUCAUUACAGUCAGUUUUCCAGUCAGCUCCUGCAGUCUGGUCCAUAGACCUCUCAGAGAGAAAGACCUCCAUCCUCCUGGAAGUGCUGAAACUCCAACCAGAGAAGAAACCAGUGGAGCUGACAGGCUGGUCAGAUGAAGAGAGUGAAGUGAGGAGUUUCCUACAGUGUCUGCCUUAUAUCUCACAGCUCAGUUUCUCUUUCUGGUUUAAAGGCUCAGGUGAAGUCGAGUUCUUUGGGAAUCUGUUCUGUGCAGCAGCAGAGAGAGAACAGCAGACAGGAGAGAAGAUACUGGAGCUGUUAUCAUCAGUGUCUAGAUAUCAAUCAUUCUCUUUUAAUGAGAAAUGGUGUGAUUUCCUGCUGGACCUGUACUCUCAUGAUCCUGAAACAGGCUUGAGGGUCCUUCCAUCAUUACAGUCAGUUUUCCAGUCAGCUCCUGCAGUCUGGUCCAUAAACCUCUCAGAGAGAAAGACCUCCAUCCUCCUGGAAGUGCUGAAACUCCAACCAGAGAAGAAACCAGUGGAGCUGACAGGCUGCUCAGAUGAAGAGAGUGAAGUGAGGAGUUUCCUACAGUGUCUGCCUUAUAUCUCACAGCUCAGUUUCUCUCGGCGGUUUAGAGGCUCAGGAGAAGUCGAGUUCUUUGGGAAUCUGUUCUGUGCAGCAGCAGAGAGAGAACAGCAGACAGGAGAGAAGAUACUGGAGCUGUUAUCAUCAGUGUGCAGAUAUCAAUCAUUCCCUCUUACUGAAGAAUACUUGAAUGAAGAUGAUGAUGAUGAGGAUUUCAAGGAUUAUCAGUGUGGUUUCCUGCUGGAUCUGUGCUCCCACCUGAAGGACUAUGAGACUAAAACAGGCUUGAGAGUCCUUCCAUCAUUACAGUCAGUUUUCCAGUCAGCUCCUGCAGUCUGGUCCAUAGACCUCUCAGAGAGAAAGACCUCCAUCCUCCUGGAAGUGCUGAAACUCCAGCCAGAGAAGAAACCAGUGGAGCUGACAGGCUGCUCAGAUGAAGAGAGUGAAGUGAGGAGUUUCCUACAGUGUCUGCCUUAUAUCUCACAGCUCAGAUUACCUGCCUGGUAUGAAGACAUAGGUGAAGUCGAGUUAUUUGGGAAUCUGUUCUGUGCGGCAGCAGAGAGGGAACAGCAGACAGGAGAGAAGAUACUGGAGCUGUUAACAUCAGUGUGCAGAUAUCAAUCAUUCCCUCUGAAAGAGAAUUGGUGUGAUUUCCUGCUGGACCUGUACUCUUAUGAUCCUGAAACAGGCUUGAGAGUCCUUCCAUCAUUACAGUCAGUUUUCCAGUCAGCUCCUGCAGUCUGGUCCAUAGACCUCUCAGAGAGAAAGACCUCCAUCCUCCUGGAAGUGCUGAAACUCCAACCAGAGAAGAAACCAGUGGAGCUGACAGGCUGCUCAGAUGAAGAGAGUGAAGUGAGGAGUUUCCUACAGUGUCUGCCUUAUAUCUCACAGCUCAGAUUGUCUGUGUGGUUUAGAGGCUCAGGAGAAGUCAAGGUCUUUGGGAAUCUGUUCUGUGCAGCAGCAGAGAGAGAACAGCAGACAGGAGAGAAGAUACUGGAGCUGUUAUCAUCAGUGUGCAGAUAUCAAACAUUCCCUCUUAGUUACAUGGAUGUUGAAUAUGAUCAGUGUGGUUUCCUGCUGGAUCUGUGCUCCCACCUGAAGGACUAUGAGACUAAAACAGGCUUGAGGGUCCUUCCAUCAUUACAGUCAGUUUUCCAGUCAGCUCCUGCAGUCUGGUCCAUAGACCUCUCAGAGAGAAAGACCUCCAUCCUCCUGGAAGUGCUGAAACUCCAGCCAGAGAAGAAACCAGUGGAGCUGACAGGCUGCUCAGAUGAAGAGAGUGAAGUGAGGAGUUUCCUACAGUGUCUGCCUUAUAUCUCACAGCUCAGAUUCUCUCAGCUGUUUAGAGGCUCAGGAGAAGUCGAGUUCUUUGGGAAUCUGUUCUGUGCAGCAGCAGAGAGAGAACAGCAGACAGGAGAGAAGAUACUGGAGCUGUUAUCAUCAGUGUGCAGAUAUCAAUCAUUCCCUCUUAGUUACAUGGAUGAUGAAUAUCAGUGUGGUUUCCUGCUGGAUCUGUGCUCCCACCUGAAGGACUAUGAGACUAAAACAGGCUUGAGAGUCCUUCCAUCAUUACAGUCAGUUUUCCAGUCAGCUCUUGCAGUCCGGCCCAUAAACCUCUCAGAGAGAAAGACCUCCAUCCUCCUGGAAGUGCUGAAACUCCAACCAGAGAAGAAACCAGUGGAGCUGACAGGCAGGUCAGAUGAAGAGAGUGAAGUGAGGAGUUUCCUACAGUGUCUGCCUUAUAUCUCACAGCUCAGUGUCCCUUGGCAGUUUAGAGGCUCAGGUGAAGUCAAGGUCUUUGGGAAUCUGUUCUGUGCAGCAGCAGAGAGAGAACAGCAGACAGGAGAGAAGAUACUGGAGCUGUUAUCAUCAGUGUGCAGAUAUCAAUCAUUCCCUCUUAGUUACAUGGAUGUUGAAUAUGAUCAGUGUGGUUUCCUGCUGGAUCUGUGCUCCCACCUGAAGGACUAUGAGACUAAAACAGGCUUGAGGGUCCUUCCAUCAUUACAGUCAGUUUUCCAGUCAGCUCUUGCAGUCUGGUCCAUAAACCUCUCAGAGAGAAAGACCUCCAUCCUCCUGGAAGUGCUGAAACUCCAACCAGAGAAGAAACCAGUGGAGCUGACAGGCUGCUCAGAUGAAGAGAGUGAAGUGAGGAGUUUCCUACAGUGUCUGCCUUAUAUCUCACAGCUCAGCUGUGAUCCAGAGUUCUUCCAGAGUCUGUGUGCAGUCAUCUCUGUAAGAUCCAGAGAGGCCGAGCAGUUGGCCUCUGUGCUGCAGCUCCUGGGCUUCAGCCUGCUGUUAACAGGAGAGUUACACAGGAAAACCUGCAGGUCUGUGGGGAGGGUUCUCAGACUCUGUGGCUCUGAUGUGGAUCUGGUCCUCACACCCAGAAAGAUGUCUGUCAGAGGAGCCUCCCUCCUCUUCAGCUGUACAACACAACUCCACAGUCUGAGGCUUUCCAGCGACAUGGCCUUGCUACUGUGUCGAUGGGUGAGAAGAGGGAGAGCGGCCUGUCCGUUGGCUGUUGAAGAGCUUUCUCUGGCCCCUCAGAAAGCCCGACCAUCAGACAGAGUGCUGUUGAAGGUCGUCAGUAGUUUGGCGUCCCUGCUGAGAUCCUGGGCAGUCAGACGGUUGGACCUGAAUGAGUUCUGCGUCCCUGCUCAGGGUCUCAUUCCUCUGCUGCUGCACGACGGCCCUCUAACCAUCAAACUGAGUCAGGAGAUUUUCCAGCAGCUCCUCUCCCUCCUCCAUGAAGUCCAGGACGAGGUCUUGACCCGGUCCUUCUUGAGUAAGGUUGGUGGAGACCUGAGCUCCUGCUGUCUGAACUGGGAGCUUCUUCACUAUCUGCUGCAGUCGUCAGCUCAGACCAUCGCUGUGAACCUGAGGAAGAACCUCUUCUUACAGGAGAGCGUCACACGUCUGCUUCCCUUUCUGGACAGGAUUGUAUUUAAAAGGCCCAGUCCCGGCUUUGUGUUGACUGCCAUCAGAGAGAUCUAUAAAGCUCGUGCCAGUCCCAUUAUACCCAGUUUACUGAGGUCACUGGAUCAUGUGAUCAACCUGACCUGCAGAGAGAUGGACUCUGUGGACUGUGCUGCUCUGCUCUUCACCCUCAAACACAGUGACAGAGUUAAACUGAACCUCCAGUGGACCUCCAUACCAACAGGGGACACAGAGUCCAUCCUCUUUACGCUGGACAAAGUUUCUCAGCUCAGUGUGGACAGGAACCUGCUGCUGAGGCUGGUGCACUGCUGUGCUGCCUCUGACGCCCAGCAGGGGGCAGCAGUCGGCCUGCUCAGGACUGUGCAGCACAGGCUGGAUCUGUCCUGCUCCUCCUGUGUGGAGCUGCCAGAGGAGGAUCAGAGCGAGACUCUCAGUCUGACCGGUGAGGACUGCGGGGCCGUCUCCGCCAUCCUGAGACGCAGCGUCCGGGACACACAGCUCAACCUGCAGGACUGCGAGGUGGAGGACAGCGGACUGGACCUGCUGUUUCCUGUCCUCCGCAGAGUCCGCCUCAGAGCCAGUAAAGCCGUCCUCCUCCAGCUGGUGUCCCUGGUUCCUGUGAACAGUGAGGGGGACACAGUGAGACGGGCGGUGUCCCUGUGUAGAGCCCUGGACGGAGAGCUGGACCUCAGUCACACCUCACUGGAUCAGAGGGCCUGUGGAGCUUUGGCCCUGAUGCUGGACUUCUCUGAAGGGCUGACCGAGCUGGACCUCAGUCACUGUGAGCUCACCGACCAGCUGCUGCUCACACUCAUCACACAUCUGCACAAAGUCCAGGUCCUGGAUCUGAGUCACAAUAAGAUCUCUGAUGCUUCAGCUGGAAAGUUACUCCACCUGGUCUCCAUCAACCCCUCCAUCGGCACUGUGCGACUCUUCAGCAACAACAUUGUGGAUCGAACACCCUUUAAGAAAGACAAGCGGUUUGAACUCUGGUGACCCGCUCGUCAGCGUGGAGGCCCCAGCUGGUGGUUCUUCGUCCCAUAACCCCCUGCUUCUGUCUCUGGACUGAAAAAGUUCAUGGUGCCUCAUGAGGACUGAACUGAAGUCCUCUAUGAUCCUGAACUGAGGGCCUGGAGGUCCUUGAACUGUCUCAGUCUUUCCUUUGGCUCCAGGGACGGUGAUGUCGGCUCCGGUCCCUCCACCACUUUGGUCCAGGUCAUGAAAUGUGGUUCAGACCUUCAUGGUUCCCAGAAGAUGAAUCCUACUGACUGUGGUGAUCUUUAUGUUUCUCAUCUCUAAAAGCUGCUCGGUCUUUCGUCUGGACUUUAAAUCUUUAAACUGUUCUCAGAAAUUUCUAAUCAGGGACCCUGUUUUUUUUUUUUCCAAGAGACAAUUAAUCCAUUACCAGAUUAGAAAACACUGUAUGAAGUUAUUUCUGCCUGUAAGUGAUCUUUUAAAAACUCCUGGUUCCUUCACAUGUUAAAAAACUGUUUGUUAAAUCAGAGGCCUGAGACAGAACCAUGGAUUGUAGUUUGGACUGUCAUUUAUCAUUAUAUUAUAUUAUCUCUUUCACUAUUGUUUGCAUUAUUGACAUGUUUUAAAAGGGGAGGGGGAAGUGAAGUUUGGGGGACCCCUGUGAUAUGCAAAGCAGAACAGGUGAGACUUUAGGGGCCUCUGUAACACAGGGGGGCCAGAGGACACAGGAACAUGACACUAUUAGUGGAUUAUAUGUUGGAACCUCCUGUUAACUGUGGAUAUUACUGACCUGCAGCGUCGGCCACGCUUCAUCCUGGUACCUUUGUGUUUGUCCUCUAAGGAGGAAAUCUGUUUGAAAUCGGACAAUUUAAGUUAAUUGAGCGAACGAACGUUUGGUCUGCUGGGACAUUGAGGUUUUCUGUUCUGAAGCCUCCCAGCUAAUCUCAGCAGGUAUCAGAUCCGCCUUUUACCUCAUAUUGUUUCUUUUGUACCUUUCCCUUGAUUUGCUUUUGUGUGAAUUGUUACUAAAAUCACUGCACUCUUUAUUUUACUGACCGUUAUUCUAUGUUAUAUUCACAAAUUUAAGUUUUUUAAAGUGAAACCUGAGUUCUUUCUUUUACAAAAAGCCUUUAAUGUCAUGAAAAUGAAAAAGCAGUGAAGUCUUUAGUUUAGCAGCAGAAUCACACAACACACAUUUCUUUAUUCCUAGUUUGUCUUUGUUCCGGCUGUUGGUCCUUUCUGUAGAAAGUGAAACUCAAAGCCAGGUUGUUUGUAUCUGGAAUAUUGAUCAAUAAAAACAAACUUCUGCUGCUUCCUGUUUAA